CUGAUUCGGUGCCAUCAGUCCCGGGGUGGAGCUUGUGGCGAUAACAUUCAGUCCUACACAGCCACAGUCAUCAGUGCAGCCAAAACAAUAAAAACUGGGCUCACCAUGGUUGGAAAAGUUGUAACCCAGCUGACGGGCACUUCACCAUCAGGAGCAGCAGAAGAAGAAAUCUUAGCGCACAGCAAUACUCGACGCAGCCCCUUGGUCCCCGGAAUUGUCACUGUUAUUGAUACUGAGAUGGUUGGAGAAGGGCAGGUGCUGGUGAGUGAGGACUCAGAUAGUGACGGCAUCGUGGCUCACUUCCCAGCCCACGAGAAACCCAUUUGUUGCAUGGCUUUCAACCCCAGCGGCAUGCUUCUGGUAACAGCAGACACACUAGGCCACGAUUUCCACAUCUUCCAAAUUCUCACCCACCCCUGGUCAUCUUCACAAAGUGCCGUCCAUCAUUUGUACACGUUACACCGCGGGGAGACUGAAGCCAAAGUGCAAGAUAUUGCAUUCAGCCAUGACUGCAGAUGGGUGGCAGUUAGCACCCUUCGAGGCACCUCCCACGUCUUCCCCAUCAAUCCCUAUGGAGGGCACCCCUGUGUACGUACUCACAUGUCACCCCGCGUCGUAAACCGCAUGAGUCGCUUCCAGAAGAGUGCGGGCCUAGAGGAGAUUGAGCAGGAGCUGACCACGAAACAAGGAGGACGCUGCAGCCCCGUGCCAGGGCUUUCAAGCAGCCCAUCUGGCUCACCUCUCCAUGGUAAAUUGAACAGUCAAGACACUUAUAACAAUUUCACCAACAAUAAUCCGGGAAACCCUCGCCUCUCCCCACUUCCAAGUCUCACUGUGAUGGUACCUCUUGCUCAGAUCAAGCAACCUAUGACUUUAGGAACCAUCACAAAACGUACAGGACCUUACCUGUUUGGAGCAGGAUGUUUUUCCAUAAAAGCUCCAUGCAAAAGCAAACCAGCCCCACAAAUUUCACCCAGCAAAUCUGUUGGAGGAGAAUUCUGCGUUGCUGCUGCCUUUGGCUCAUCAAGGUCUUGGUUUGCAAGCAAUCCUGGUCUUAAGAGAGAGAAAGAUCAGUCCAAGCAGUUCAUUGUCGAGUCUCUGUAUAUCAUCAGCUGCUAUGGCACUUUGGUGGAACAUAUAUUGGAACCUCGACCGCUCAGCACCGCUCCUAAGAUCAGUGAUGACACCCCACUGGAAAUGGUGACCUGCCCACGGGCUAGUUGGACUCUUGUCAGAACUCCCCAGUGGAAUGAACUGCAGCCGCCCUUUAACUUGAAUCAUCCGCUCCUCCUGGCCGCAGAUUCUGUGCAGUGCUACCAGUAUCUGCUUCUUGGCUUAGUUCCAUUUGGAAGCCCAGGGCCGAUUACUCGCCAUGAGUCCUAUGACAGUUUGGCUUCUGAUCACAGUGGACAAGAAGAUGAAGGAUGGCUUUCUCAGGUUGAAAUUGUGACUCACACUGGACCUCACCGACGCCUGUGGAUGGGCCCCCAGUUCCAAUUCAAGACUAUUCACCCUUCAGGUCAAACAACUGUAAUUUCCUCCAGUUCUUCAGUGCUUCAGUCCCAUGGUCCCAGUGAUACUCCACAGCCUCUCCUGGACUUCGACACGGAUGAUUUGGAUUUAGACAGUCUCAGGAUCCAGCCUGUACGUUCUGAGCCUGUUAGCAUGCCGGGGUCAUCACGCCCAACUUCUGAUCACCGAGGAGGUUCUUCAGCAACUGAUGCUACCUCAGGGACCUUUGACCGGAGCAUGACUCUCUUGGAAGUCUGCGGGAGCUGGCCGGAGACCUUUGGCCUGCGUCACUUGUCUUCCAUGGAGCAGACGGAUGAAGGCCUUCGGGAGAGGCUAGCAGACGCCAUGUCUGAGUCACCCAGCCGGGACACAGCGGCAUCUGGAACAGAACUCCAGCGAGAAGGAAGCAUCGAAACCUUGAGUAACAGCUCAGGGUCCACCAACGAAAGCAUUCCACGUACUUUUGAUGGUUACCGGUCACCUCUUCCCACCGAGAGCCAGCCUCUGAGCCUCUUUCCAACGGGUUUCCCAUAAACCAUGUUCCUGGGGAAAAAGAAAUCUUCAACUCAAACUGGCCAACCAGCCAGUCUUCCACAGAAGUUCUUGAUGUCCAUCUGGCUCAGUGGUUCCCUAAAACACAUGGACGCCGUGUCUGCUUUUCGCCCUUCCGGGACUCUACAAACAAAAUGCUGCGUUUGCUCUAUUGUGCAAUAUGACUGGGGAGAUUCCUUUCAUCUGAAUAGCUUUCUAAUAUUUCUCCUCCCAACCCUCAAAUCAAGGGAAGUGGCUGUUUUCAAGAAGUAUGUUAAAGCUCCUUGCCAAAAUGUGCUGCUCCUCUUCCCCACCGCUCCCCUAUCUCCAUACGGAGAUUUGGACUCAAACUCAAUUCAUUGCUAACUGUAGGACGUAAAGCCGCUGUCCAUAUUUCGUGCGUUUGGAGAACAGGUCCCCUAAUUCAGAGUUGUUGGUAUCUUUGCGAAUCUCUAUCCAAAGCAUCACAGUUGGACUAAACACGAAUGAGGACUAGAUUCAGAUAGAGCAUGGAUUAGUUUCCAAGAUUGUUAGUCAGUUCCUGAAAUCCACCUUGGUUUGACAUCUCUGUGCUCUUCCCCUGAUAUCAAAGCCAGGAGUAUUAUAUGCAAAGGAGCUCUUUAUUUUUUUUAUUUUUUUUU
Molecule: messenger RNA, 2684 nt
Organism: Python bivittatus (Burmese python)
Lineage: Eukaryota; Metazoa; Chordata; Lepidosauria; Squamata; Pythonidae
Source: RefSeq, a predicted model, not a curated record